GUGAAAACAACAUGAAUUGUGUUAAUGGUAUGAUCACAACAGACGGAUGAGGUGUGAAUUGUGUUAAGUGUUUUGAAAAUGUGACUUAAGAUCGGACAAUAGGAUGUUAGCAACUGUAAAAAACUGAACAAAUUUGAAACAAACUACUUCCAAACAGAUUUCAGAAUAAAAAACAGCUAAGAGUCAGUGUGUUUGCUGAUGUCUGACUGUGACCGACACUUGAAAAGCAAUUUAACUUCCUUUAUUUCAGAGAAAGGAAGUGAAAGAAAUUUCAGAGCUGCUGUUCAACACGACAGUUCAGAAGAGAAAAGUCUUCAAAUAUUGUUUGAGUCAUGGCGGAGCCACUAAAAAAACAGAGGAAACCAUUGUCCGAAGAUUCUAGGAAGAGAAAACGUGAACUAGACCGAGAGAGAGCUCAUUCUCGAGUCAACCUUGGACCAGCUUUUAUGGAAUGGCGUCAACUGAAACAGAGCGAAGGACUUCAAACCGAUUCCAACGUGGCUUUUAUGUUGUUGAACUUGAGCAGAGAGGAAUGAGUGCUCGGAGAUCAGCAAUUUUGCAACAACUUCGAAUCACUUCAAGAGGAAUUCGGGAUUCUUUUUCGGGAUUCUGAUUGGCUUACAUGGGCUUGAGCUUCUCGUUACAUUCUUGACGUCAUAUAUACAUGGCUGCGGAUUGGUGAAGGACGAUGGCAUCUGUAAAUUAUCUGCUCAAGAACUCGCUGAAAGAUCUGGGAGAUGCUGAACUAAAGGAGUUUCAGUGGGAAUUAAAGAAUGAGUGUAUAUCAAAGUCUGAAAUGGAGAAUGCAGAUAGGUUAGACACUGUGGAUAAGAUGGUUGCACAUUUUGGACCAGAAGAAGCUGUACAAAUCACAGUGAAGAUCCUGAGGAAGAUGAACCAGAAUAAUCUGGCUGAGCAGCUAGAGAACAAACACAAGCAAGCUCAGGCUGAGGGCAGUAUUGAGGAUCCUGCACUUGUUGGACCCAGUUCAAAACCGCUGGAGGGCUCAGCUGCAGAGGACAGUAAAGCUGCUCUUCAUGAGACCAGCCUCAGACUGAAGAACAAAUUAAAACAGGAGUGUGAGAGAAUAUUGGUUGGUAAUUCUCAGAGGGGUCGUCAGAAAUACCUGAACGAUAUUUACACUGAUCUAUAUGUGGUGGAGAAUGAGACUGGAGGAAUACUGAGUGAACAUGAGGUGAGACAGAUCGAACUCAAACUAUUUGAUGCCAAGGACACACCAAUCCAGUGCAAUAACAUUUUUAAAGUCCAUAAUGGUCGACAAAACAAAAAAGUGUUGACGAUGGGCAUCGCAGGGGUAGGAAAAACAGUCUCUGUCAAUAAAUUCAUCCUUGACUGGGCUGAAGGAAAAGACAAUCAGGAUAUUGCCUUAAUUUUCCCUCUUCCAUUCCGUAGCCUGAAUUUGAUUAAAGAAGAGUACAGUCUCAUAGGACUUCUUAACAAAUACUUCUUUAUUGAUCCUAAAGAUCUGCCCUCUCUUCCUGAUGGUGACGGUAAGGUCAUGUUCAUCUUUGAUGGGCUGGAUGAAUGUUGCUUACCUUUGAACUUUAAAAAGAAUGACGGAUUUACAGAUGUUCACAAAGAGACAACAGUGAGUAAGAUAGUUACAAGCCUGAUCAAGAGACAACUGGUUCCCUCUGCUCUCGUCUGGAUCACAUCCAGACCAGCAGCAGCCGGUCUGAUACCCCGAAACUACAUUGAUCAGGUGACAGAGGUGCGAGGAUUCAAUGAUGAGCAGAAAGAGCAAUACUUCAACAAAAACAGCAGUCCUGAGGUUGCUGGAAACAUCAUCCAUCAUAUCAGGAAAUCCAGGAGCCUGUACAUCAUGUGCCACAUCCCUGUCUUCUGCUGGAUAUCUCUCACUGUUCUUCAGCCUCUACUGGCUCGAAAGAGCAAUGAAAAAACACCCACAACUCUCACAGGGAUGUACACAAGCUUCUUACUUACUCAGCAGCAACAGAUGACAGAAAAAUACUGUGAUGAUCCUGAAUCUGAAGCCAACCCCAGGUCUUUUGAUGAGAUUAUUCUAAAGCUUGGGAAACUGGCCUUUCAACAGCUGGAGAAAGGAAAUCUGAUUUUCUACAAAGAAGAUCUUGAGGAAUGUGGACUAGAUGUCAGUGAAGGGUCGGUGUUCUCUGGGUUAUGCACUCAGAUCUUUCAGGAGGAAAAAGCUGUUUCAGCAAGAAACAUUUACAGCUUCGUACAUCUCAGCAUCCAGGAAUUCCUUGCUGCUCUCUAUGUGUUUUUGAUUAGUAAAGAUGAGAAAGCAAAGCUAAUUUUUCAAUCCCAGAGAGAAAAACUGACAUGGACACUGUCCAGAAAGACACAGUUUCAGCUUCAUAAGGCUGUGAUCAACAAGGCUUUACAAAUCGAGAACGGACACCUGGACCUUUUCCUCCGGUUCCUCCUGGGUCUCUCUCUGGAGUCCAAUCAGAGUGAUCUGAAGGAAUUAGUGCCAGUACUGAAACUCAGAACAGAGAACAUGAAAAGCACUGUUGCCUAUAUCAAAAAGAAAAUAGAGAAGGAGAAAUCUGUGGAGAGGACCAUCAAUCUCUUUUACUGUCUGAGUGAACUGAAAGAUGACUUUCUGGAGGAAAUCCAGAAAAACCUGAGCUCAGGAAAUCUUUCAGCACAGAAUCUCUCCUCUGCUCAGUGGUCUGGUCUGGUGUUUGUGCUCCUGAUGUCAGAAGAGACUCAAGAGAAGUUUGAACUGCAGAAAUACAGAAGAUCUGAUGAAGCAGUGAUAAGACUGCUGCCAGUGAUCAAAAACACAAGAAAGGCACUGCUACAAUGUUGUAAUCUCACUGCUCAGUGUUGUGAGAGUUUGUCAUCAUUUCUACAAUCCUCAAACUUCCUGAGAGAGCUGGACCUGAGUAACAAUGAUCUACAGGAUUCAGGAGUGAAGCUUCUUUCUGAUGGACUGAAGAGUGCAAACUGUCACCUGGAGAUACUGAGAUUGUCUGGCUGUAUGGUGACAGAGGAAGGCUGUGGUUAUGUGUCUUCAGCUCUGAGUUCGAACCCCUCACACCUGAGAGAGCUGGAUCUGAGCUACAAUCACCCAGGAGAUUCUGGAGUCAAGCUACUCACAGAUACACUCAACCAUCCAGACUACAGACUGGACAAACUCAAUGUGGAUCAUGGGGGAGAGUUCAGGAUAACAGCAGGACUACACAAAUGUAUGUCUACACACACACACACACACUCUCUCUCUCACACACACAGUAUCUGUCAGCUGAUGCAGUUUAAUAAUAAAUAAUAACUAUGAUACUUUUAGAUCACCAUUAUUAGAAUUAUUGCUAAGAUAGUAAAAUACUACUGUAAAUGAAAAAUGAAUAUUUUAUAAAGAGUGUGUUUUUUUUACAAUAGGAUGUUAGAAUACUGUUAUAUUGGCAGAAAUGGGCAGUUUCAGUGAAAACAGGUUUAUAAAUGCAUCUUAUUACAAAUCAGGUGAAAUACUGUAAUCAACUGUCCACAAAAAUGUUGGAUAUAAUGCAAAAACUGAGUGUAACUGGUGCUCACUGCGUUCCCAAAUGCACAUUAAACUCAAGGCACAUGCAGAGAUGGAGUUCACUGCAUUUAUUCCCUGUGAACUGAGACAUGGAAAACAAGCUGAUGGAGUGAGCAAAGUGUGCUCUUCACUCUGAAACAUGCAGUGCAACGGACUACAGACUUACUUAAUUAUCGUCUUUUGUGAUUUGAUAAGGGCACAAAGCCAUAUUGUGCUUUUUAUUUUAGUAAGAGAGAUGCUUUGCCAAAGUAAUGACACAAAACACAAAGACAAAGAUUUAUGUUAUUAUGAGACAUGUACAAUAUCUUUGGUUCAAACUGUGUUUCUUUAAAACCUGUGUACACCUGGUCACUUCAUGCAUUUUCUCUGAUGGGAUAGCUAUCCGAUCAUGAAAAAAACAGGUGUAAACGCCCUCUGAAACAAAUUCGCACAAAUCACUUCAGGAGGAAUUCUGGGACGCAUUCCAGACGAAACUGAACAAGCAGUUAUAAAUGCAUCUGGAUGUUGAAACCAAAAUUUAAUUGGGGAGCUGUGACAGCACUCUCCACCCCACUUCGUCUAAAUCGCACGAAACCGGUGCCAUUUGUCUGUGCUCGAUUUGUGACGGUUUGUGCCGUUGAAACAAAUGAACGACACCGUUUCAUGUGAUUUGGACGGCAUGGGGUGGAGAGUGACGUCACAGCUCCCGAAUUAUAUUUGUUAUAUCUGUCAAAGGCAAACAAUUACAGUGUUUGUUUUAACAGCACAAACCAGCACAAAUCGUGCACAAACGCACGACACCGGUUUCAUGCGAUUUGAACGACAUGGGGUGGAGAAUGACGUCACACGAACAAAAAAGUAAUGCUCAUUAUCUCAAACACCAAACCAGCGCAAAUGUUCGUUUUUGCGGCACAAAUCAGCACAAACUUAGCACAAACAAAUGACAGUUUUGGGGAUUAUUUCGCUUUAUGGGGUGCCAACUUAUGUUAUGUUAGGUAUGUUAUGCAGCUCAACACGAUGAAAUGUUAGAAUAUCAUCAGUAUCAUAUUGUAAUGUUGAUCUAGCUUAUUGUUGGUCUCAAACAGCCAACAAACUAAUACAUAGAACAACAUUACAACUUUCAAAUGCAGUUUAGUAUGAUAGUGUAACAUGAGACCAGAUGGCGCUGCGUUACCUCACAGUUGUAAUUGGUCAAAUAAACUGACCUGUAUGAGCAGUAUUUCAGAUUUGUGAGUAGUUCUGUAGAAUGAAAUGUCCUCAUACCUUUAUAUCCCCUGGGACUCGCGUGGCACUGAUAUCCGUCUCUCAUUAGCCCACGAUUUUCGUCCACAGCCCGCUUCAUACCACAGUCAUGUUAAAAACAUGAAUGCAUUCAGUCAUCCAUAAACAUUAUUUCCCCAUAAACAUGAUUAGAUCCAUUGAAAUGAUGACAAGUCCAUGAUUCCACUCAUUCAUGAUUAAUAAAUGCUGUGUAAGUGCAGUUCAUUAUUAGUUCAUGUUAACUAAUGAACCUUAUUGUAAAGUGCUACCUCAUACUUUGUUGAUUAUAAUGAAAGCACUCGGGCUAAGCAAAAACUCAGCCAAUUUAAGGCUACGUCCACACGAAGCCGGAGCUUACCGUAAACCGAUCUUUUUUUUUCCUCGCCUCAAAAAAAAUCUGCGUCCACACGAAACCACUGAAGCAACUCAAAAUGAUGUAGUAUACAUGCCAGACCAGUAUGUGGCGCUGUAAUUCUGCCACAGAGAUGCACUUAAAGCAGCAAACAAGACUUGGAGAAUGUGCAUAAACCUUGCGCGCUGUCAUAGAUAUAAGCUGUUUCUCAAUAUGCGUACUUGUCUGUACUUGUGUUCUUGUGAACUUGUGAAACGGCAUCAGUCGCUGUCCAAGUACUGUUCCAAUUCAAAGUUCGCAUCUAGCCAAAGUUAGUUCAAAUCCCUGGAUGUGUUCUUGAUCUGCCCCUUUUAUCGAGGAUGCAUCGAGAGGUGACUUGUGCAGACUUGAGACAGCCAGGUAUCCCAGAAUGCAUCUCGCACUAACCAGCAAGCGUCAAUAGUAAAAGAGAAAACCCGCAUAAUUUAAACAUAACUGAUAUUAUGUCAUGAUUUGUAGUUUUAUUUGUAGUUUUUCAGGUGAGAAUGUGCUGAUUUAAAGCUCAAAUUUGUGGUUUAUUGAUAAAGAUAGCACCUUUCUAAAAAUUUGAUCUGACGUUGUCGGAGUUGUGAGAUCCAGGCGAUCACCGGACGCUCAGCGCUCAUGUACCCAGCCGAGAGCAGCCUUACCUCGGCAAGUCCUUCUGACAUUUGCCGCUGGCUCCGUUUUGGCUGAGAGCAACGUGGCGUUCAGUACCGUCGCAAGGGCUGUGCCAAGUGUGCGACCGCACAGGGCCUCGCACCUCGCCUGCAUUUUAUGUAGUCUAUUUUGUUAUUACAGUUUUUCCAGCAAACAUUGAUAAUAAAUAAAAUUCCUCUGUCUCGCAAUUAUGUAUAAUCAAGGCCACAUGAAAAAAAAAAAAAUUAUUAUUAAUUUUCGAAUUUCGAUAUUACGCUCUGCGUCCUCGCGCCACUAUGAGCUGCUCACUCUGUGAGGAAAAAAUGUCGGGUGCUGCAUGAGAGCGCGACCGAUUUCGUAAACACGAGUCAGGUGGCGAGAAAAGGAAAAAAGGAAAAGAAAAAAUGUUUCUAAAAUCGGAAUGAAAUAGGCUAUAGCCUUUACAGACCUGCCAACAUGUACGCAUUUUGCGUACCAGGUACGCAUUUUGACCUCAAAGUACGCUGGUACGAUUUGUCACUCUAUACUACGCAAAAACCCGGUGAGUCCUCUGUGCACGCGUAGUGCUCAAAUCCAGCAAAAGAAAGAGUUUGACCAAUCAUAUCGCUGGGUUCAUUUCCCCAAAUAGCAAGCGGGGAUGAUUGACCUAUCAAUAAAAAGAGACUGCAAAUCGACAGCAACACAAAAUCCCGCGCGAUCCUCCUUCCACUCCUGCAGUCUCAGUGACUGAAUUCUCAAGCGAGGACAGUACAGCAGUCACGGUACUUCUGACUCCUUGAGGUAAACGGGUAUAACAUGCUCAAGUAAUGUUGAACAACAAAUCUAAAUAAAAUUGAAAUCGCUAUAUGGCUUAGUGAUUAUGAAAGUGCUGUGAUGUGUGACUGACUGACAAGCUCGAGUCUGGAGAAACAGGCGUUUAUUUAUUUAUUCUCUUGAUACGUAUAGCCUACAUGUGUUGCGUUAUUGUGUUAAUACUAACUAAAGUACCUAAUUAUGUUACAUAGCCUACUUAUUUUGUAAGAAAACUAGCACAUUAGUUACUUAUGCAUUUAAAAGCACCGUUGUCUCAGUGCUGCGCGAGCUCUCUCUCAUACACACAAACGCGCGCGAGCACAGAGAGGGAAGAUCAUUGUAAAAUGAAAAUUGACGUGCUUGGUUUAAAAUUUGUUCUUGCUUGUGUUAUUUUUUUGUCAGAAAACAUUUUUAAUUAUCCACCCGUGUUUUUAAGUUUCGGUAAAUGACGGACUCUUUAGUUAACACAACCCCUCGUUAUAUAACUAACUUCUUGAUAUUCUUGAAUACUCGAUUCGUUUUGCACUUAUGGGUACUGUCUAUUCACUGUUAACUGUUUUCUAUAAAUAUGCUGUAUUUGAACAAGACAAACAUUCGCUGAUUAAAGGUUAGCCAAUACAAACAUGUUACAAAUAGAUACCUUUUUUUCUGUGGGAUUUAGUAUAUCCAAUAUUAUUCCAGUAUCCAAAUAUUUUAGCAUAUUUGGAUAUUGGAAUAAUAAAUUAAGUAUUUUAAAUGAAUCACAUAUAAACUCAAUGUUUACUCUUUUCUAAGGGUUUCUUAAUUUUAGACUAGUUUUCAUUACAAAACCUGCGUAAAAGACUCAACUGUCAGGUUAGUUGUAUGUAAAUAUAACCUACUUGAAAUUGCAAACACAAUUUUUUAGUCCAUAUUAAAUAUGUGAAUGUGAUUCACUUGUGGUUGUCAGUUUGUAUAAGCACACAUUAUGCAAUGCAAUAUUAAUCAUGAAUAAAAAAAUGCUUUUGAUCAGGUGUAGUGAAAAUAUAAAAUAACAGUCAAAAUUAGAUUAACGAAGAUGGGUGUGUGUUUGUGCUUUGUGUAUUGUAUUCUCAAAAAUGUAAAAAAAUAUAUGACCCCCCCCCCCCCCCCCCCCAAAAAAAACCCCGUAUCCUGUCCCAUCACACUGGUACUCGAAAAAUUUUUCCAAGGUUGGCAGGUCUGCCUUUAGCCCUGAAUUAUUAAAUUGUAAUAAUCUGUCUGUCAUUCAUUGUCAUUGUAUGUCAUUGUUCAACAUGUCAAAAUAAAGUGACAGCUGAACUGAUGUAAUGCCAAAGUUCAAAGUGUAGCCAAUGAUUUUGUCUGAGCUCUAAUAAAAAAUAAACAAUAAUAGGCUAUAA
Messenger RNA from Megalobrama amblycephala (Wuchang bream), 7924 nucleotides. Its product is annotated as NACHT, LRR and PYD domains-containing protein 3-like. NCBI's taxonomy places the organism in Eukaryota, Metazoa, Chordata, Actinopteri, Cypriniformes, Xenocyprididae. Gene Ontology annotation, molecular function: protein binding. The transcript has 9 exons. The record is from RefSeq and is a predicted model, not a curated record. Bases 689 to 3274 code for a protein of 861 amino acids.